GAGAUUGUAGAUCAGAGAUGCGCCGGUCGCACCGCCGCCAGCCUUGUGCCGAGCUCCUCCGCCGUCGCCGCCUCGCCACCCAAGUGGUCCUCGUAUGAGGAUCGGGCCGUGUUCCAGUCGGGGCGAGGAAAUAAGCAGCUCCAAAGUUUGGAGCUGCAAUUUAGAAUCGAGAAGUUCUUUUCGGAGCGGCAAUCCGCAAUCCAGUCGGGGGGAGGAAAUAAGCAGCUCCAAAGUUUGGAGCUGCAAUUUAGAAUCGAGAAGCUCUUUUCGGAGCGGCAAUCUGCAAUCAAGCGGCUCCUUUCGGAGCGGCUGUCCGCAAUCAAGCAGCUCAUUUUCGAGCUGCAAUCCGCAAUCAAGCGGCUCCUUUCGGAGCUGCAGUCCGCUGUCAAGCGGCUCCUUUCCGUGCCGCCAUCGACGCAAUCAAGCGUCUCCGAAUUCGACUAGAUCUCUUAUUUUCUAGAAUAAGAUCGACUACAUCUCUUUUCGGUCUCCGAGUUGCCACGGUCUUCCAGGCUGAACCCAAGCCGCUAUAUAUAUCUGUCCAGGACGCCCCGGCAGUCAUCAGAUCUCGAAGCAGAACCGCAAGUCCCGAGCUCGGUUGACCUAGACGGGAGCCAAGGAGUGCGAAAUCAACUCUGCUUUGUUCCCAUGCCAAAUGCAGAAAAACAACGGAGAUGAUAGAAUCAGCACCUUGCCCAGUGACAUUCUGGUCAACAUUCUUGACCGACUUGAUGUCCGUGAAGCUGUGAGAACCAGUAUCCUCUCCAGACGGUGGAGUCAGCUCUCUUGCAAGCUCUCACGACUUAUCAUAAAUGCUCAGCCUGAUGGUGUGUCUAGCUCCAACAUCUCUGAUGGUGACUUGGUUCGGAUCAAUGCAGCUGUUGUUGAAGCGACAAAGAGCUUACUGACCCGCAGAUAUCCAGGCGAAGACACCAUCAGCCUCCUGUCUACCACGUUCUACUUGAGAGGUGAUGCCCCCAUAUCCAUUGGACAUGCUGUUGGCAGCGCCAUGAUGACACACAAGAUUGAGAAAGCUGAAUUCACAGUUUUGACAGUGAAGAAUCGCCUAUAUUGCACUCUUGAUGAUGUGUUGAACUAUGGGACACAGUUUGUGUCAUUUUUUAAUGAGUGUCUGAAUGCAUUUACUGGUUUGACGCGCCUCUACAUGGAGAAUUUGAGAUUUGCUGAAUCUGACUUCGUCUCCAACAUCUUCGUCACUUGCAAGCGAUUAAAAUAUUUAGGUUUUCUCAAUUGCGACACAAAGAAGCAUUUAACACUCCAGGUCAAACACGCUCAACUAAGUGAGCUCAGUAUGGUCAACUGCUGUUUUUACAAAGUCGAACUCAAGUGGCUCCCAAGACUCACUCGGACAACGUUCACAUGUUGGAUGGCUUUUGAAGAACUACCACUGUCAUUUGGUCAUGUCCCUCUGCUUGAGUUUUUGAACCUCACAAAUAUCGGUCUUAGUCGGAACAAAAUGGUCAUGUUAAGUACAUUACUUUGUGAGACACACAUACAAGAACUGCAAUUGGGGUUUAAAUGCGAAAAGAUUUGGGUUCAACCAGAGUGUCUGAGCGAAAGGCUGGCUUCUGCGUUCCACAGACUAAGGAUUGUCAGUCUAGUUAGCAUUCCUGAAGGGUCUGAUCUUACGUGGACAAUUUUCAUUUUGGAAGCUGCGCCAUCACUUGAAGAGUUGUACAUGUCGGUAAUUGAUCAUCCGUGUGAGAUGAUAAUGGAUAAGAAAAGGAGGACGGAACUCUUGCUUUGCGAAAAGAAGGGCGUCGAGUGGGAAUCACCUAGAUCAAAUUUCAAGCACCGCCGCCUUGCCAAGCUCAUCAUCUUUUGCUUUGUAAAUUGCAUGGUGAGUUAUGUCUGGCGUGUCAUGAAAGCAGCGGUGAAUCUGAAGGAUGUGUACCUGUAUGAUAGACUGGCAUGUAGCAAGUGUGAACACAUGGCCAUUUUUAAGCCUGGUAGGCUUCCACGGGCAAAGAAGAAGUUGAAUGCGAUGAAGAAGUUGUUGACCCAGGGCAUCGAGUCAGCUCCCAGAAUUCACCUGCUGACUGAUUGUGAAAUGGAAGCUGACCAUGCUGCAAGGGUUAAAGACUUCUUAUGUUCCUGAAGAUAACUGAAGGCUUUUUAGGAAGUUCAUGUAAUAACACUCGGUUGGAGUACUCUAUAUGACUUGUCAGUUUCUUGUUUGAUCUGCUUUUCUUUACUCAAAACCAGUUGGAAGUAGCAAAAUAAGAAUUACUCAAUCCGGUUGUACCGUAAGUAAAUUUUAGGACCAGGUUUGUAUUUGGAUAUUCAUGCUAUGGUGUGUUAUUGAUGAGUGCAUCAGUUGAUACGGUCCUAUGAGAUCUGGCUGCUGAACU
Triticum dicoccoides is the source of this 2372-nucleotide messenger RNA. RefSeq lists its product as uncharacterized. NCBI's taxonomy places the organism in Eukaryota, Viridiplantae, Streptophyta, Magnoliopsida, Poales, Poaceae. The transcript is spliced from 4 exons. The record is from RefSeq and is a predicted model, not a curated record. Bases 656 to 2119 code for a protein of 487 amino acids. Gene Ontology annotation, molecular function: protein binding.